Molecule: messenger RNA, 1647 nt
Organism: Cololabis saira (Pacific saury)
Lineage: Eukaryota; Metazoa; Chordata; Actinopteri; Beloniformes; Belonidae
Gene: dguok
Product: deoxyguanosine kinase
Exons: 7
Coding region: 202-1173 (323 amino acids)
Cellular component (GO): mitochondrion; cytoplasm
Molecular function (GO): deoxynucleoside kinase activity
Source: RefSeq, a predicted model, not a curated record
GUGAACCCACGUUUUAUUUCACAGGAUCAUCGGUUCACUAACAUGUUACCGCAGUUUAAACACUUGAAUUAACACAGCAUUAUCUGAUUAUACUGAACUAAAUGAAUUAAUAACUGACAUCGACAGUUCAUGUUAAGUGCGGGUUACAUCAUGCAGAGGGUGAGUUAGCCUAAUUGAGCCGUGUUAAAGUGUCUCUUCAUCAUGAUGUCUGCGCUGCGGCGGCUCGCCCUGCUCGAGCGUGUUUGCGUGUUAAAACCUAAUAUAAUACAUCCAUGGUUAAAUCACCGCUCGGGUCUGAUGCAGGCCAGCAACACUAGGGGGGACACAUGUCGCAGCUUCUCCACAACAAUCCCAGCGGCUUUGUCUCACAAGAAACGCAAUCCUGGCAACAUUUGUUCUAGGUACUUGUCAAGUUCAACUUCUGAUCUAAUGUCUCGAGUGAAGAGAGUUUCAAUCGAGGGCAACAUAGCUGUUGGAAAGUCGACCUUUGCAAAACUCCUGCAGUCUGCGUGUCCACACUGGGAAGUGGUGGCGGAGCCCGUCAGCAAGUGGCAGAACAUCGAGAGCAAGUCCUCAGAGGGCACAGAUGCAGCCCCCCAGACAACAGUCAGCAACCUGCUGCAGAUGAUGUACCAGGACCCUCAGCGCUGGUCUUACACGUUUCAGACAUAUUCCUGCAUGAGUCGGCUGAGGACUCAGCUGCAGCCUCCUCCAGGUCACCUGCUCCACUCCCAGACACCACCUGUCCAGGUGUACGAGCGCUCCGUCUACAGUGACCGAUACAUCUUUGCGCUGAAUAUGUUUGAGCUGGGUUGCAUCAAUGCCACAGAGUGGGCCGUCUACCAGGACUGGCACUCUCUUCUUGUAGAGAAGUUUGGACACCAGGUGGAGCUGGAGGGCAUCAUUUACCUCAGAGCUUCACCCAAGAAAUGUAUGGAGCGUCUGAAGCGCCGGGGAAGGUCGGAAGAGAAGGAAGUGAAACUGGACUAUCUGGAAAAACUUCACGCUCAACAUGAGAGAUGGCUGGUGGAGAAAAGCACUGAGAUACAUUUUGAGAAGCUGAAAAAGAUACCAGUCUUAGAACUUGAUGCAGGUGUGGAGUUCAGGAGUGAUCCAGAGGUACGGGAGCAUUUUAUUACGAAGGUGAGGGACUUCUUUAAUACUUUGAGCUGAUGGUCGUCAGCAGCCAUCAACUGUGGGGAUUGGAUGAGACCAGCUGGACCUCAGUCAAGUGUUUUAGGGGACAUAUAAAUAGCUUCAUGGAGUGUAAAUAUAAAGUCAAAGAAAUAUAGUUAAUCUUUUUGGCAAGCUGCAGUCUGCAUGAAACAAACAUUUUGAGUUUGUCUGUAGACAAAUGUUACAGGCAAUUGUUUCUAUGUCACUUCCUAAGGCACACUAAUGAUUCCCGUUGACAUCUGCACAACUGUUUUCUUUGUUACAAUAAUUCACACCUGGUUGACUUGAGUGCAAAGGAGUCUGUGAGUUUUAUACCUUCUUUGAAUAAUAAGCUAACUAUGUGCUAUGAACAGAUUUUAAUGUGUAGUAUUUUAUAUCUUCCUGAGUGGUGGGAACAAGACACCCAGACUAUUUGUUACAACUUGUUAAUAAAACAAUAAAUCCAUUUUACAGUCACAUGACUUGGCUUUU